Molecule: messenger RNA, 1917 nt
Organism: Colletotrichum karsti
Lineage: Eukaryota; Fungi; Ascomycota; Sordariomycetes; Glomerellales; Glomerellaceae
Product: pyoverdine dityrosine biosynthesis
Exons: 3
Coding region: 1-1917 (638 amino acids)
Molecular function (GO): oxidoreductase activity
Source: RefSeq, a predicted model, not a curated record
AUGCCUUCUGCCGUAGAAGUACCGGCCCGCCAACCCUCGCCCGAGGUCAAGCUUCUUUCCAAGGUUGACUCUCAGAUCAUGGACGAGGAGGCUCUUUCUACUGCCGCCGGCAUCUUGGACAUCAUCUGCCGCUAUCGUUUGAAGCGGUCCAGCACAGAUGAGCUUGAAGGUAGACUUGGUUUCCUGUCACAGAUCUACAGGAAAGUCAAGUCGCAGAGCGAGAUUCGCAUGUGCCUUCCUGCCUUCCCCUUCAAGUCCCCCAACACAAAGGACAAGGUCCUCAGCCGCCUGCCCGACAAGGCGGAUGAGUUCGCCCUUGCCAACCUGAACGGUCUCUGCUCAGCUAUCAAGGACUUCUACGAGCCUGGCGCAAAGCUGACCAUCAUCUCUGACGGACUUGUAUACAACGACCUUCUUGGUGUUCAAGAUAAGGAAGUCUGGGCAUACGGAGAGACUCUCCGAAGCAUCGCUGUCGAGAAGAACCUCCACAACAUCCAGUUUUCUCGUCUUCAGGACCUCGUCCAUCUUCCCAACCUUCCCAACAAGCUCGAAGAGAUCACAUACGUCGCGAACGCCACGAACUUCCGCCGAGCCCUUCUCAACACCUUCGGCCGCGCCGACUACGACCCCUCAAACGAGAUUUCCAAGAACGAAGACACCUGCUUGACAUAUCGCGGAUACAUCAAGUUCCUCGAGACCGAUUUGCGCCAUGUAUACCCCGUCGGCGAGGACCGUUCCAAGACCAAGUUCAAGACUGGCAUCGAGUACAUUUCCAAGCAGAUGCUCCAGCGCGGUGACGCCUUUGCUCGUGCCGUCCGCGAGAACUUCCGCGACCACAUCCGCCUCUCAAUCCACCCUUCCGUCGGCGAGACCAAGAUCCCCAUCAGCCCUCUUCCGACUACCACCUACUUCACUACCCCUUGGCACUGCUCCAUUGCCUUCAGCGUGAGCGGUGCAGUCACGACCGGCCCCCGAUCCGACUUCGAGAACGACCCCAAGUACGAGCUUGUAUACGAGGACGGCAGACCCAGCUACUUCCGCGAGAAGAGCGAGCUGUUCAGCUGGGAGAAGGACGUCACCUUUGAGCCGCUGUACCCCUGUGGUAUUGUCAUCCGCCCAGCUGCUGGCCCCAAGAAGCUCUCCAUCCACGACAUCGACGCCAAGAAGGUCCGCGCGCUUUCCGAGGUCAACUCCCCCGUCAUCAUGCGUGGGUUCUCCAAGACCAAGGACCGUGACCUGUUCGUCAAGAAGUCCGAGGAGUUCGGCACUCCCUUGCCGUGGAAGUUCGGCCUCGUCCUCGAGGUCAAGGACCAGGGUGCCGAUACGCGUGGUCUGAAUAACGUUCUGUCAGCCGAGUGGAUGCCCUUCCACUUCGAUGGCCUGUUCAAGACCCACAAGGUGCCCCAAGAAGAUGGAACAGAGAAGCUUCUGCCCAACCCUCCCAAGUUCCAGUUCUUCACCUCGGUCACCCCUUCACCGAAGGACACCGGCUUCACCCUCUUCACCCCCUCUCGCUUGGUCUUCCAGAACCUGCCUCCUCACCUGCCCUUGGAGAAGCUCUCCAAGCUCACGUGGAACGUUCAGACCAGUUCUUUCGAUGCCACCAAGAUGACCGGUCUUCCUCUGGUCACCCCUCACCCCGAGACCAACGAGCCCUGCAUCCGCUACCACGAGCCCUGGCCUCAGUCCAAGACUACUUUCGACGCCACCUACGUGAACAUCGAGGGUGUCAGCGAGAGCGAGAGUGCCGAGAUUUGCGAAGUCCUGGACUCUCUUCUGCAUGACCGCAGAAACACUCUCUACUUUUCUUGGGAAGAGGGUGAUUUGCUCAUCAGUGACAACAUUCUGGCCAUGCACACUCGUAGUGACUUCAAGGCGGGCUCCCCUAGAGAGUUGUGGCGCAUUCACUUUGACUAA